Messenger RNA from Histoplasma mississippiense, 1902 nucleotides. RefSeq lists its product as hypothetical. The record is from RefSeq and is a predicted model, not a curated record. The transcript has 3 exons. Lineage: Eukaryota; Fungi; Ascomycota; Eurotiomycetes; Onygenales; Ajellomycetaceae. Bases 1 to 1902 code for a protein of 633 amino acids. Gene Ontology annotation, molecular function: RNA binding.
AUGUCUGCAUAUUCCCAAGAUAGCGGAAAUUCCCAGGAGGAUGCAGGGUCUCUAGCGACAGACCAGCAAACUCAGACGGUUGCAGAUGCGGCUGGCUCCUCCCUCCAAAAGCCCAAAUCUAGGCGAACACUCUUUGUGCGGUCUCUCCCUGCGUCCGCAACGACUGAGAGCUUAACAGAGUACUUCUCGCAAUCAUACCCCUUGAAGCAUGCUACCGUUGUUCUUGACCCUCAGACGAAACAAUCGAAAGGCUAUGGAUUUGUCACCUUUGCCGACCACGAAGAUGCCGCGAAGGCUUUAGAGGAAUUCAACGGCUCGGAUUUUGAUGGUAGAAAACUCAAAAUUGAAGUCGCUGAGCCACGCCAUCGAGAGAUUGACGAAAACCAGGGAAAGAGUGUGUCUAUUUCCCACCUGAAACAAGUGCGAGAAAUUCGAAAAACCCAAGCUCAACCGCCCAAACUCAUCAUCCGAAACCUGCCAUGGAGUAUAGCGGAACCAGACCAAUUAUCCAACCUAUUUCGAAGUUUUGGCAAGGUUAAACAUGCUGUUAUCCCGAAAAGAGGCACUAAACAUUCUGGGUUUGGAUUCGUGGUCUUGCGUGGUAGGAAAAACGCGGAGAAGGCUUUGAACGCGGUGAACGGUAAAGAGGUUGAUGGAAGGACUCUGGCCGUUGAUUGGGCUGUGGAGAAAAGUGUCUGGGACGAGUUUCAAAAUCAUACGGAUGAUGUUAUUGAUGAGGGAGUUGAGGAAGAUGCAGGUAAAAAAAUUGAUGAGGAUGUCGAGGAUGAACGAAACGCUUCAACUGUUUUUAUCCGCAACCUACCUUUUAAUGCUACAGACGACUCGCUCUAUGAACAUUUCGUUCAAUUUGGACCAUUAAGAUAUGCCAGAGUUGUUGUUGACGCGGAAACAGACCGACCGAGAGGAACAGCUUUUGUUUGCUUUUGGAAGAACGAGGACGCAAUAUCUUGCCUUCGUGAUGCCCCGAAACGAACAGAUUUACUCCGGUCCGAAGAUUCGAAACCCAAGAUGUCUACCAUAAAACAUUCAGUUCUCGAAGACGAAAAUAAGGACCCUUCUGGAAAAUAUACUAUGGAUGGUCGGGUUUUACAACUAUCUCUCGCGGUUAGCAAAUCCCAGGCCGCUAAGUUCGAGGCCGAAGGCAGUUCGCGUAGGCAAGCUCGUGACAAAGACAAACGUCGACUAUUUCUUCUGUCUGAGGGCACCAUUCCGUCUAAUUCUCCACUCUACAAACAACUCUCCCCUUCAGAAAUUGCAAUGAGAGAAACAAGCGCCAAACAACGACAGAAACUCAUUAAAAGCAACCCGAUGUUACAUAUCAGUCUCACCCGUCUAUCUGUUCGUAACAUCCCUCGGAACAUCGAUUCCAAGGCUCUUAAGGCGCUUGCGAGAGAAGCAGUUGUCGGCUUCGCGAAAGACGUGAAGAGCGGUCUACGUGAGCCCUUAUCGAAAGAGGAACUUCACCGAAGUACUGAGGACAUGAAGGAGGCGGACAGGUUGCGGAAGGCAAAAGGGAAGGGUAUCAUCAAGCAAGCCAAGGUCGUCUUUGAAGGUAAAGAGGGCAGUAAGGUUGACGAGAAAAGCGGAGCUGGCCGAAGCCGCGGAUAUGGAUUCAUCGAAUACUAUUCUCACCGCUCUGCAUUGAUGGGACUUAGAUGGCUCAACGGACAUGCAGUUUCUGGAUCCGACAAAAAGAAGAAACGGCUCAUUGUUGAGUUUGCGAUUGAGAAUGCGCAGGUCGUCAAAAGGAGGCAAGAUAAGGAGGAGAAAUCGCGAAAUCAUGAAGACCAUAGCGCAAGUCAACCAAGUCGCACGCAAAUGAAGGCAUCCCGAAGUCGUCAAGAUUCUUCAAAACCUAGCUUCCCUCCCCAGCAGGAAUGA